CUUAAGAGAUUUAAUGGAUCUCGUUUUAUGGAUACUUUAACGCGUAACUUUUCUAAGAGCGGAAGUUGAAGCUCCAGAUUUCGGAUGACUUUUCGGUGUAGGCAGAACGCUAAAAGGGGGGGUCGAAGUUUUGGGAAAGCCCUUCUUCAAGUGCUGACGCGUACAGGGGAACGUGCAAUAGACUCUCAAGCUUCGUGGGUCUACUUUCGCCAUGCUACUUCACUGUCUGUUGAUCUGGACACUUUUGGCCCAAAGUCAUGGCUACUUCUCGGAGGAAAAAUACCCAGAGGAGUCCAAAAUGCAGCCUCCUACCGUGGUCAUCGCUAUCAUAGCCCGAAACGCUGCUCACUCACUGCCUUACUACCUCGGGGCUCUGGAAAGACUGACCUACCCUAAAGAACGCAUCUCAAUAUGGGCAGCCACAGACCACAACUCCGACAACACCACAGCUAUACUUAAAGAAUGGCUGACUAUUAUGCAGAAGUAUUACCAUUAUGUUGAAUGGAGACCGAUGGACCAGCCGACGUCUUAUGCAGGUGAAUUGGGUCCGAAACACUGGCCAAACACCAGAUAUGAGUAUGUGAUGAAACUGAAGCAGGCGGCACUGAACUUUGCGAGGAAACACUGGGCUGACUACAUAUUGUAUGCUGACACAGACAAUAUCCUCACCAACCCAGAGAUACUCAACUUGAUGAUAGCUGAGAACAAGUCCGUUAUCGCCCCUAUGCUGGACUCACAGGGAGCGUACUCCAACUUCUGGUGUGGCAUUACUCCACAGGGGUACUAUCGCCGAACUGCAGAGUAUUUCCCCACCCGACACCGCAAUAAAGUUGGCUGCUUCCCAGUGCCCAUGGUCCACUCCACAAUGCUGCUGGAUCUGAGGAAGGAGGGCAUGAAGAAACUGGCCUUCUUCCCCCCACACAAAGACUACUCCUGGCCUUACGAUGACAUUAUAGUUUUUGCCUUCUCUUGUCGGGCAGCAGAAAUCCAGAUGUAUUUGUGCAAUAAGGAGCGCUAUGGUUAUCUGAACGUGCCACCUAAACCUCACCAGACUCUGGAAGAUGACCGGCUCAACUUUGUUCAUCUCCAUUUAGAAUCUAUGAUUGAUGGUCCACCCAUGUUACCAUCUCGUCAUGUCCACAUGGAACCCAAACAGAGAGACCUCAUGGGAUUUGAUGAAAUAUUUCUCAUAAAUCUCCAGCGUCGCCCUGACCGCAGAGACAGGAUGUUAUAUUCUCUGAAUGAGCUGGAAAUUGAUGUGAAGGUGGUGCCUGCUGUGGAUGGAAAUGCCUUGAACAGUAGUGAUAUAAAGAUUCUGGGGGUGGACCUCCUGCCUGGUUAUCAUGACCCAUUCUCUGGACGCACUCUGACCAAAGGUGAAGUGGGCUGCUUUCUGAGCCAUUUCUUCAUCUGGAAGGAGAUUGUGGAUGUUCAAAUGGACAAAGCUCUGAUCUUUGAAGAUGACAUCCGAUUCCAAGCUAACUUCAAACGCAGAGUGCUCAGACUGAUGGAGGAGGUGGAACAGGCAGAGCUGGACUGGGAUAUCAUAUACUUGGGCAGAAAGAAGGUGAUCCCUGGAGAAGAGGAGCCUGUAGAUAACAUCCAUAACUUGGUGUGGGCAGACUACUCUUUCUGGACUCUGUCUUAUGCCAUCUCUUUACAAGGAGCACAGAAACUGCUCAAUGCUGAACCGCUUUCCAAAAUGCUGCCAGUUGAUGAAUUUCUUCCCAUCAUGUACGACAAGCAUCCCAAUGAGGAUUACAAAUCCCAUUUCCUCAAUAGAAAUUUACAAGCCUUCAGCACACGCCCCCUAUUGGUUGAGCCAAGUAAAUACGCAGGCGAUCCUGAGUGGGUGAGUGACACGGAGACGUCCACUAUCUGGGAUGAUGAUUCAGUGCGCACCGAUUGGAGAGGCUCGCACAAGAUACUCAAAGGAUCAUCACCUCCAGAGAUGCUGUCCAGUGCCUACAGGGACGAACUUUAGAGAAAAACUCAAAUGCUGUGAAGAGUAUAUGAGUCUAAAAGGCAGUGGGCUGCAAAGACUAAAGAGGAAAGACAAAACUUGUUUGCACAUAGCCUUUACAACUGGACAUCGAUGAAGCAUGGAAAAGUGGUUUGUUCUUUUGGAAAAAAAACAAAACAAAACAAAAAAAACAACAACAGAUUUUUCCAAUAUAAUUAAGGACAUUCUUUUGAGAGGAACUUGCACAGUCUAAGAACAAUUCACCCUUAUGCACCCCUACAUUGUGUAUAUAGGGUGUUUUAUAUUUUUCUUGUGAGAGGACUUGAUCCAUUUGCACAGUAAUACUAGUUGUGCACAUAUCUCAUGUAAUUUAAAAUGUUUGAUGUUUUCUUCUCUUGCAUUUUUUCGAUAGCCUGCUAAAAAGGCUAAAUACUGCAAAGACACUGGUUGACAGAUCAUUCAUUCAAGAUUGUGCAUGUAUGAUUUUCUAAAAAUUGUAAACACAUUUGUACUUUUUAAAGGUCUACAGUGUAUGCAAGUUGCCAAAUUAUGAAUGGGUGAAACAACAACAACAACACUUUUGUAUUUCAUGAUGUGCUUUGUGUAUGGAACUCUGCCUAAUUUAUUAAUGGUAUAUUUUGGUUGCAGACGACAUUUUUUUUUUUUUUAAAACCAAAGCCUGUGUCGGCCUACAUAUAUAUAUAAUGUG
Messenger RNA from Boleophthalmus pectinirostris (great blue-spotted mudskipper), 2672 nucleotides. It is a transcript of the gene cercam, whose product is annotated as cerebral endothelial cell adhesion molecule. The coding region runs from base 212 to 1984 and encodes 590 amino acids. The transcript has 12 exons. The record is from RefSeq and is a predicted model, not a curated record. Lineage: Eukaryota; Metazoa; Chordata; Actinopteri; Gobiiformes; Gobiidae.